AUGUCCUCCCUCCGUAUAGUCCCUGCUGGUCUCACGACCUCUAACGAACCUCGGGUCAUCUCAGAUCAAGCCACGGCUCAUUCAGUAACCGGAACCCACGAUGCGUUGCGUCAUGGUCUCACCACUUCAGCUCAUGCUGUAGCUCCGAACACUGUCAGCCCUCUUCAGGCUCGGCUUCAAAAGUGGCAGAAGACGCAGAAAGAGUUACAACAGACAUUAGAGCGUAAUACAUUUGGUCUAGGUGUCCCGUUGAGACGAGAAAUGGAGCUCAAGUUGGUAUCAAAUUCACCUCAUCACCCCCUCCUCAACGUAGCCACGACUUCAUCACUCCCUCUAGGCGGAACUCACAACAUCGCCCUCGAGAUUCUACAAGGGACAGAUGAAACUCUCGACGCUCCUGAUUUCAUGGCUGGGGGUGGUAGUCUGGGUGAGGUAUUGGAUAUGACCGCUGUGAUGGAGCGAUCGAGGGGUAUCUGA
This is a messenger RNA of Tremella mesenterica DSM 1558, 477 nucleotides long. RefSeq lists its product as uncharacterized. Gene Ontology annotation, biological process: proteasome assembly. The record is from RefSeq and is a predicted model, not a curated record. The transcript is spliced from 4 exons. Gene Ontology annotation, cellular component: cytoplasm; nucleus. Lineage: Eukaryota; Fungi; Basidiomycota; Tremellomycetes; Tremellales; Tremellaceae. Bases 1 to 477 code for a protein of 158 amino acids.